Molecule: messenger RNA, 2514 nt
Organism: Abrus precatorius (Indian licorice)
Lineage: Eukaryota; Viridiplantae; Streptophyta; Magnoliopsida; Fabales; Fabaceae
Product: putative pentatricopeptide repeat-containing protein At1g12700, mitochondrial
Exons: 1
Coding region: 20-1645 (541 amino acids)
Molecular function (GO): protein binding
Source: RefSeq, a predicted model, not a curated record
UAAAGCCCAUUCGUUUACAAUGUCAUUCUCUAGGUUAAGCUCUUCUCUCCGUUCCUCUGAUCUCAAGUUUCCUUCUUUUCUCUUCUGCUUUCCUUCAUCCUCGCUACAAACCAGAUUCAUUCACAAUGUUGAUGUUGACGAUGCAGUUGCCUCGUUCAAUCGCAUGCUCAGUAUGCGUCAUUCCCCAUCCAUCAGGCAAUUUAACAAGAUUUUGGCAUCUCUUGUUAAGAACAAGCAAUUCCACACUGCCAUUUCCCUUUUUCAACAAUUGGGAUUCAAGGGAAUUGCGCCAAACAUUUUUACUUUUAGCAUUCACAUCAAUUGUUUAUGCCAAAUGCGUCACAUGACUUUAGCUUUUUCGGUAUUGGCAAGGAUCUUCAGAUUGGGUUAUCAGCCAAGCACAGCAACCUUCAAUACACUCAUACAUGGUCUGUGUCUUGGUGGCAACGUCAGGGGAGCCCUGCAUUUUCGUGACAAGGCGCUAGCUCAGGGAUUUCAGAUGGACCGAUUUAGUCAUGGGACUUUGAUCAAUGGAUUAUGUAAAGUGGGAGAAACUAGAGCUGCCAUUCAGUUGCUUAGAAAGAUUGAAGGACAAGAUGCGGUAAUGUAUAGUAUAAUCAUUGAUAGCCUAGUCAAAGAUAAAAAUUUGAAAGAAGCAUGUGAUUUUUUUUCAGAAAUGGUUGUCAAGAAAAUUUAUCCCAGCGUUUUCACUUACGGUAGUCUGAUUCAUGGCUUUUGCCUUUCGGGUCAAUUGAAGGAAGCAUUUGAUUUGUUCAAUGAAAUGGUAUUGAAAAGCAUCCACCCAGAUGCAUAUACCUAUAGCAUACUGGUUGAUGCGCUGUGUAAAAAAAGAAAGGUGAGAGAGGCUAAAUAUGUUUUAACUGUGAUGAUAAAAGAUGGUGUGAAACUUAAUGUUGUUACUUAUAAUACCUUGAUAGAUGGCUAUUGCUUAGUUAAUGAAGUAAAGAAUGCCAAAUAUGUAUUCAACAACAUGAUCCGAAAUGGGGUAACCCCUGAUGUACAGAGCUACAGCAUACUGAUCAGUGGAUUAUGCAAGGUUAAAAUGGUGGAUGAAGCCAUGAUUCUCUUUGAAGACAUGCAACGCAAAAGUAUGGUUCCAGAUACAGUAGCAUACAAUUCUCUUAUUGAUGGUUUGUGCAAAGUAGGGAGAAUUUCUUGCGUUCAGAAUCUUAUUGAUGAGAUGGAUGAUCGGGGUCAACAUGCUGAUAUAGUUAGCUACAAUUGCUUAAUAAAUGCAUUAUUCAAAAACCAUCAUUUAGAUAGGGCAAUUGCAUUAUUCAAUGACGUUAUAAAAAAGGGCAUUCAUCCAAAUGCAUACACAUACACAAUACUUAUUGAUGGACUAUGCAAAGGCGGAAGACUUGAGGAUUCACAAGAGGUUUUUCAGGAUUUAUUGAAUAAUGGCUGUCAUCUAAAUGUGGCAGCAUAUAAUGCUAUGAUCAAUGGGCUUUGUAAAGAGGGAAUAGUUGAUGAAGCAUUGUCCUUAAAGUCAAAAAUGGAAGAGAAUGGUUGCAGUCCUGAUGCUAUAACUUUUCGUAUAAUUAUCCAUGCUCUCUACAAAAGAAAUAAGGAUGAUACAGCAGAGAAACUUCUUGAUGAAAUGAUUGUUAGAGGCUUAUUGUGAGAUUAAAACUAAUUGAGAUGCUUUCUGCUUGCACUUGUUAUGGAACAUUUCCUCAAGAAUAAUAGCAGACUUGGCUUAAAAUGAUGAUAAUCCAGAUGUCAAACUAGUGAAGGAAUAAGCAUAUCCAGUUUCCUUUUUUUCUGCUGCAUUCUCUACUUUCAUUCCUUUAUCGGCCUUCCUGAUCCCGCAGCAACCAGCCUUAAGCCCAUCUAAGCUAACAACAACAAUACCAGCAUUCCCACAACAAUCUGAUGUUGCAGGUUGCCCUCUUACUCUCUCAGAUGAGUUUUUUGAUGGAAUGUGCAUGUAGUGUCACUGAAGAUGAUGGUGACAAGGAACUGCACGACAGUAGGUACUGCCCAAUGCUUGUAGCAUGGUUUUACCUUCCCAGUGCUUGUAGCAUGGUUGCAUUCUGCAUACUCUUCUACUGCACUUGGCAUGACAGACCAUAGCCAUGGCCAUGCCACAACAUAUGAUAUGAUGCCUAUGCUGCCAGAUGACUCAGGUGCUGGGAAAGGCUUUGAAAGUGAGAGGCUUUUAACUGAAAGGCCUUAUGAGACAUGUGAUGUGGUGUGUUGCUUUUGUGGCAUUAGGCUCCACCGGUUGAAUUGCCCUGAUGCAUUUUCUCUGACCCUAAGUCGAGAACAUGUUGGAUGCAAGCGAGAAGGUUGGAGAAGAAUUGCUUCAGUAGCACCACAGAUGUCCAUGGUUUUCCUGGUCAGUUUUCCAAGUGCUUAAGUAGCCUUGUUUUCCUUAUUUAUAAAUAAUUUUUUUUUUCUUCUAGGAUAUCUUUUGGUGUUUUUGCUCUUUUCAUUGUGAGUUGGACUUUGAUGGAUCUUGUUGAAAAUUGAUGAAGAUCGAGAUAGUUU